UGGUGGACCUACGCUAUAAACAGGAAGGUCAGAGAGAAAAAUAAAGCACUCCCCUGGUGCCGAAGACUACAACGCCACAACUGAAAGGGCUUAUUUGAGGGCGUAAGGCUGCGGCUGUUCCACUGGCAGUUGCCUUCACACUGACUUCACGUGAGUGACAAAUAAGAGAGUCAAAUAACCACUUGCUGUGAAGCGCCUGCCUUGAAGAUCACUCAGCAUUCAGGUGAAGGAAGGAGGUGUAAAAUCCUAUCAUUAGUUCCAAACAACAAGCUUUGUUCUUGUUCUCUGGUGGAGGGACAGAAAGUUUUCGCCUGAAUAAAUUAUCUUCAUAGAAAGCAAAUCUCAGAGAUCAUCUAUAACCAGCGACAAAGAAGGAAGGACAGUGGCUGUUGAGCUUGUGUUUGAGGAAGAGCAGCCAGUGAUAACAGGGAGUUGCUGUCUGACAAGAUCGUGCUUGUGUGCAAAGGUGUAAAGAUGAGAGAGAUCAUCAGCCUUCUUCUGGCUCCAUACUUGGUUUUGGGGGUUGGAAAUAUUCGAGAGACCAUCCCAAUGCAGACCCUACAGUGUUAUAAUGACUACAUAUCUCUAACAACUUGCACAUGGAUGGAGUGUUCAGAAGCUCAUGAACUCCUGAAUGUGACUCUAAACUUCAACAACAGCAGUGAAAAGAAAAAAGAAACGACCUGCAGAUCCCACAAAGGUAUAAACCAUGCUGACUGCCAGAACUUCACAAUGCACUGUGUGUGUCACAUCCAUGGAUAUGAUCAAAGAGUCUACAAUUUCAAAUUUGACUUGGUACUGCAUGCAGAGCUAAAUGUCUACUUGUUUCAGAAUGUCCAGACCCUUCCACCUCAAGACCUCUCAGUUCAGCCCCUCCCACCACAAAACCUCUCAGUCAGCUUGAUGAGAUCAGGAGACUUCGUGCUGACUUGGGAAGCAGCUGAUAGAAGCCAAGGUCUGGGCAACGCACUGGAGUAUGAAGUCACUUACAAGCGUCAGUGGGAGUCCUGGGAGAAAGCUGCCUCGGUCUUGCUCUCCAACACCACACGCUGCCAUCUCAGCCAUGAGGAUCUUGUCCCAGGGAGCAGCUACAUUGCCCGUGUGCGAGCCAAACCGUGGUUGGACAGUGGCUUCUCUGGCCAAUACAGCGACUGGAGCACAGAAGUGUUGUGGGAGACCCCUGGAGGCGGCCUUCAGCCCAGGAACCUUCGCUGCCUCUUCAAUGGUGCAGAUCGUCUGAUGUGCAGCUGGGAAGUGAAGAAAGCGAUCACCACCUCUGUCCUCUUUGGCUUGUUCUUCAGGGCCACCCCAGCAUCAGCAGAAGAGGAGUGCUCUCCUGUGCAUGAGAGGGCUUUGCCCCACACCCCACAUGUGGUCCAGAGCUGUGAGAUUCCUGUUACCAACUCCAGCAGUCAGAGCCACUACCAUGUGUCCGUCCGGGCCAAGACGGAAGAGAAAGUGAUUGAAGCCUACAAGAACAUUAAGGUGCUGCCACCUGCAAAUGUGUCAGUAACAGUGACAGAGAACCAAGAGUAUGAACUGAGAUGGAUAAAACACAACUUGCAAUUUGGCUUUAUAAAACAGAGAUACCAAGUUGAGUACUGGAAAAACAACCAAUAUGAAAAGACUCUCCAAAAGUUAAAUAUCAGCAAUGAUGAACCUCCUUUCAUCUUCACCCUGCAGACGCUUGAUUCAUCUACAGAAUAUAAGGGAAAAAUGCGUGCAAGCGUGAAUACUCCAUACUAUGAGGGGCCUUGGAGUGAAUGGAGUGAGGAGUUCACCUGGAAGACCGAGAAUGUUCUGCCACCAGCGGUUCUCCCAGUGGUGUUCCCAGGUGUCAUCAUCACUUUGCUAAUAGUUUCUUAUUGCAGCUAUAAGUAUUUCCUCAGGAAGAAGCAAGUAUGGGAGGAAAAUAUUCCAAACCCCAGCAAGAGUGUCCUGAUCCAGAGCUACCUGGGGGAAUCUGUCAACCAGCAGCCAGCCAGACAGGUGAGCUUCAAAGAGGAGAAUGCUUCUGAGGAGGUGGAGCAAAUUAACUGCCUUCACAUGCUGGAUGGGAUGACUGAGAGUCCAGCAGAAUUCCACGGAGCUGAAGCAAAGAGAGUGCAGGUCUCCCACGCUUCACAAAAAUCCUCUAAGACUGCUGGAGUGCCACAUAAAGCCUCACAUUCAUUGUCCACACUUGCUUGCCCAUUGAAUCAGACUGCUGGUCCAUCCUGCUUGUUUGCCAGGCUUCCAUGCAAGAGUACUGCUCAUGCAAGUGUUGCUUCCCAGACUUGCUUUGCUUUCAAUGGCCCAUAUUUGUAUAACUCAAUGGUGUCCUCUCAGCCUGAUAUACAUCACACCUUGGCAGCAGACCCAGUGGGAAUCUCUGAGAAAUCAGUUUCCCUUCAGUAUGUGAACCUCCCAAAGGAAGACAAUCCUCAGGCUCCACAGAGGCAAGAACAUCCAGGAGCAGGUCCUCCAAAGCUCUUCCUGCUCCCAGAUGAGAAACACACCAUGCAGCACCUCAACAAUGAGAGAGAAGUCUCACCAGCCUCACCAGCCUAUGGGUAAGGCAUGAGUGCGAGAAGAGAAGAGCAGAAAUCUCCAGCAGCUCUUAGCUGCCCCUUGGAAUUCAUCACAACAGAGAGCUUGCUACUGCCCUCAGCCAGCAACUCCACCCAUCUGUCACUUGUCACUGCUGGGGACCUACCUUGUGACUCACAGGAGCCCCAGCCUCCCAAUGACCACCCUUGCCAUGAGUUUUGUCCUGGGAAAACCGAUGUCAUUGUCCCAGUUUUAGGUCAAGAAUCAACCUCUUCAGAAUUGCACAUGGAUGUGUUUGGAGACCCUGCAGGUCUCUAUGGAUCUUUAAAACCCACAGAAAUGUCCUUACAUGUUUCUUGAAAAGGAAUAUUUUUUUUUUCCCAAGAACCUGUGUUGGAGAACAAUGGAGUCUUAUUUAAUCCUGGCAACAUCAUAACUUUUUUCCUCCGCUAUGGGCAAUUGCUACCCUGUCCCUAAUCUAAAACCCAGAAAGAAGGUGCAGAUGAGUCAGAAAGAUCCCCAAGUGUAUUUGGUUUAUGUGGAAAAGUUUUGGUAGCAGGGAGGCUACAGAGGUGGCUUCUGUGAGAUGCUAGAAGCUUCCACCAUUUCCAAGAGAGCCAGUUCCAGCUAGCUCUAAGAUGGACCCACUGCUGGCCAAAGUUGAGCCAAUCAGUGAUGUUGCGAGCACCUUUGUGAUAACAUAUUUAAGAAGAGGUUAAAAAAUGGUCCACAAGAGCAUCUGAGUGAGAGGAGUGAGAGUAUGUGAGAGAAAUCAACUCUGCAGACACCGAGGUCAGUGAAGAAGGAGGAGACGAGGUGGUCCAGGAGCCAUAGCAGAGAUUCCACUGACAGUCUGUGGUGAAGACUGUGGUGAAGCAGCUUGUCUCCCUGUAGCUACAAUCUACAGUGGAGCAGAUAUCCACCUGCAGACUGUGGAGGACCCCAUGCUGGAGCAGGGUCCUGCCAGAACCUGUGAACCCGUGGAGAGAGAAGUCCAUGCCAAAGGUUUUCUGGCAGGACUUACAACCUCAUGGGGAUCCAUGCUGGAGCAGUUAAUUCUUAAAGGACUGCAGCCCAUGGAAAAGACCCAUGUUGGAGCAGUUUGUGAAGAACCCACACUGAAGAAGUUCAUGAAAGACUCCAUGCAGGAGCAGAGGAAGAGUAUGAAGAGGAAGGAGUGGCAGAGACAAUGUGUGAUGAACUGACUGCAACCACUAUUCCCCAUUUCCCUGCCUUCCUUGUGGGGAGGAGGCAGAGAAAUCAGGAACGAUACUGAGCCUGAGAAGAAGCGGAGGAAGGUGUUUUAAGAUUUGUUUUUAUUUCUCAUUAUCCUACUCUGAUUUGAUUGGCAAUAAAUUAA
Cuculus canorus (common cuckoo) is the source of this 3889-nucleotide messenger RNA. RefSeq names its product cytokine receptor common subunit beta-like. Gene Ontology annotation, biological process: cytokine-mediated signaling pathway. The record is from RefSeq and is a predicted model, not a curated record. Gene Ontology annotation, cellular component: external side of plasma membrane. The transcript is spliced from 15 exons. NCBI's taxonomy places the organism in Eukaryota, Metazoa, Chordata, Aves, Cuculiformes, Cuculidae. Gene Ontology annotation, molecular function: protein binding; cytokine receptor activity.